Molecule: messenger RNA, 5577 nt
Organism: Hemicordylus capensis (graceful crag lizard)
Lineage: Eukaryota; Metazoa; Chordata; Lepidosauria; Squamata; Cordylidae
Gene: ELOA
Product: elongin A
Exons: 11
Coding region: 180-2480 (766 amino acids)
Biological process (GO): transcription elongation by RNA polymerase II
Cellular component (GO): elongin complex; nucleus
Molecular function (GO): protein binding
Source: RefSeq, a predicted model, not a curated record
AACGGUUUGUUUAUCUGUCUCGCCGCUGGGGUUUUUGCCAGGAGCAAACAUGGCGGCGCGGAAAAAAAGGGUGACGAAGGAGACGAGAGGUUUGGCAAUAGGGGAAGUCCCGAGUCCUUCUGGGUAGGCAGUGAAGCAACAGCUACUUCCGCCGUGAAGAGGCCUCGCCAGCAGUAAAAAUGGCGGAGUCGGUACUAGAAGUUGUCGGGAAGCUGCAGUCGCGGCUCUCGGGCAGUUCGGAGCCCAAGAAGCUGCUGAAGAGUUUGAAGAGGCUUUCGGAGCUGCCUAUCACUGUUGAUAUUCUCCUGGAGACUGGGGUGGGCAAGACUGUGAACGGUUUACGGAAACAUGAAUUGGUUGGCGACUUUGCCAAGAACCUGGUGGCCAGGUGGAAGAAGCUGGUGCCGGUCCCACAGGAAGCCGAGCGGAAUAACCUUGAAGUUGAAGAGCGCAGCUACGACCGGAGCAGCUCUAGGAAGCGGAGGCAGGAGCCUUCCCCACGUGAGGACGAGGACGUUGAGGAGGACUACUCGGAAGCCUACCAGCCUUCCUGCAGCCAGUCGUAUGAGCCAGAGUAUGGCGCCAAGAGGCCCAAACGGUACCCAGAGCCCGAGCGAGCCCACCAGCCUGUGAACUGUGGCAUUCCAGAGGGCAGGACAUGGGACCGAGAGUCCCCAGUGCUCUCCUCCGACCAGGAGGGCUCCGACUAUGGGCACGCAGCCUCUCCUGAACCGAGCGAGAGCCCCCAAGAACUGUACGUGGACCUCUGUCGAGUGGAGGAGCCGGAGAAGGAGCAGAAGGCCCUUCCCCGGAAGGCAAACAAAGGGCAGGGCUUCCUGGACAGGCAGGAGGGAGGCCACAGUAGGAACCUCAGUGACUCCCAAGACAAAGCCAGCUCCAGUCGGAGCAAAGAGCAUAAGUCUUCUCACAAGGAGAAGCAGCGGCCCGAUGCCAAAGCAGGGGAGGAGAGGCUACCAGAAAGACUGCACAAGGGCUUUUCCAGAGAGCCCCCCUGGGAAGCCCCCUUAGCAGGCGGCAGUAAGGAAAGGCUGAAGGCCUUGGAGAGCGCCAAGCGGGAGAAGAAAAGGGAUGGCAGCAACUCCAAGAAGGAGAAGCCGCCCGUUGACUUGGAGGACUCUUUGGGCAACCACACGAAGAAGCACAAGCACCAGGACAUGGAGAGAGCCAAACAGGAGAAGGCCAAGCUAGGCCCGGACGUCUCGCAUGGCGACCGGGAGCAGCGGAAACCUGAGGCCAAAUCCUCCGGCAAGAAUAAGGAGAAGAAGGCCUCUGGCAGCUUGAAAACCCCGGAAGGCCACAAAAAAGCAGUGGGCUUCUUGCCCGCCGGUUCCGGGGAAGGGGAUGGGGAGGAUGAGUUCGAGCAGCCGACGAUGUCCUUUGAGUCGUACAUGGGCUACGACCAGCCUCAGAAGAAGAAGAAGAAGCUGGCCAAGCCACCCCCGCCGGCCCCGGAGAAGGACAGAGGGCACGGCAAGCAGAACGGGUCCAAGCCCAGCGCCAAGAGCUCCAACUCGAGCCGGAAAGCCCACAAGCAGGCCAACGAGAAGAAGCAGUCGGGGGCAUCAAAGCCGAAAAAGAUCCCCAUUGAUGUGGUGCCAACGCUCCCUGACAUCCCCUUGCCCCCAAUCCAGGCCAACUACCGCCCCCUUCCUUCGCUUGAAUCAAUUCCCCUCAGCCAGCCAAAGAGGAAAGCACUGUCCUCCCCCACAGAGGAGGAUGAGGCUGGUUUUACAGGGCGCAGGCUGAAUUCCAAGAUGCAGGUGUAUUCUGGCUCAAAAACGGCCUACCUCCCAAAGAUGAUGUCUCUCCACGAACAAUGUAUCCGAGUCCUCAGCAAUAACAUUGACUCAAUCUAUGAAGUGGGGGGUGUUCCUUUCUCGGUAUUGGAGCCCGUCUUGGAACGAUGCACCCCGGAGCAGCUGUACCGCAUCGAGGAGUGCAAUCAUGUUUUGAUUGAGGACACGGAUCAGCUGUGGCACAAUCACUGCCUUCGCGAUUUCAAGAAGGAGAAGCCCGAGGAGUUUGAAUCGUGGAGGGAGAUGUACCUGCGCCUGCAUGAUGCCCGGGAGCAGCGGCUGCUGAUGCUGACCCAGAACAUCCGCUCGGCUCAUGCCAACAAGCCCAGAGGCCGAGUAGCCAAGAUGGCUUUCGUCAAUUCGGCAGCAAAGCCCCCGCGGGACGUGCGGAGACGACAGGAGAAAUUUGGAACUGGAGGCGCUGCGGUCCCGGAGAAGAUCAAGAUAAAACCAGUGCUCUUCACACCAGCCAAAAGCAGCAGCAUUCACACAGAAGAGGAACAGUCCUACGACGGGCCCAGUACUAGCAGCGGCCACUCGGGACCAUCCUUGGGCAGUUCUUCCUCUCUCAGCUAUGACCCUCGGAAGCCCCCUGUGAAGAAAAUUGCACCCAUGAUGGCGAAGACUAUUAAAGCAUUUAAAAACCGAUUCUCUCGGAGAUAAAGCCGCCCAGGAGCAAGCAAGAAGGGGGUUCUUCUAUUUGACGGAAGUAGUGCUUAUGGGAAACAGGGAGGGAGGAGGGGGGGCCCACGAAUCCCCUCCCCCACCAUGUCAAACCAACAGCACAGUAUUGUUCAAGAUGACCCUCCCGCCCCCUCCCGCCGCCCCCUGACCUGGACUGUUUUCCCCAGGGUUUUUAAAAUGUGAAGUCUCGACGCUUGCUGAAAGAAGACGGUCCAGAGACUGUUGCUCACUCUCCAGACUCUCUCUAAACUCUGGAAUGGAAAGGAAUCUGUCCUCUCUCUACCUGCAGUGUUUUUUCUACAGCCCCAUAUGAGGAUCCAGGCCUUUCUGGUGUCCAGCAUGGAAGAGUCUCUACUUGGAGUUACUGUUCCAAAGAAAGGCCUGGCUGCUUCUUCUUUUCAAACUCCCAUCUGGAAUCCAGGAAUCCCGGUUCAUGCCAGGGCUUUGCCAGCCCUCUGUUGGGUCAUGCCUGGAUUAUACCCCUCUCUUAUACCCCUAAAUUAAGUUCCCAGAUUUCCAACAUUCCUCUUAUUGCUGAAACCCUUAUACAGAUCUGACUUGAUUUGGCCUUCCUGUACAUGGGCUUCUGUGGAUUUCUUCCUUCUGUUCACUUGGGGAGGAAGAAAUGAACCCCUCCUUUCUCCUUAUUAAACUCAUAGGAAAAACAGCACAGAAAAUUGAGCGGAGGGCAUUUGGGAGGAGGGGGGGAGUCACUUUGCACAAAUCUAAAUUUUAAGCACUCGGUUGAGUUUUAAAUUGAGCUCUGCUUCUAGAAGCCAACUUAUUUUAAAAUGAAUAGUGAAGGAGUGAUGUAAAGAAUUGGGUCUCCCCCCCCCCCAACAGACUGACCUCGGCUGUCUUUAUUUUAUUUUUUCUUCCCUCCCCACUCAGCUUUUAUUUGUUCUGAGUGAGUGUGUGUGUGUGUGUGUUUUAAAGCAGGCACUUUAAUUCCACCAGUUCCCUGCAAAGAACUUCAGGGGAGUCACAGAAUAGUUUUUCAGUCUUUCUUCAUGUUCACAUCAAGCCACUUGAUGGGAAGAUGGUGAGAUUCCUGUUGCCCUGGAAUCCAUCAAAGGCUCUUUUCGGCACCUGAUUUGGAGAAAGCGCUGGGCAAAUGAUAUGGACGUUUUGCCUGUCUGAGAGCACCCUUCUCUGCAAUUGAGUUUGGAGCAGCAUUUCCCUGCAAGAGAGGCCAGCAGGAAAAAUGCAGCAAGUUGCCUCAAUCUGGUCUGCCAGAAGGGAGUCUUGCUGUUCUGCCUCUGCAGGGGUUAAAUCACGAAUCCUUGCUGGUGAUGGGUGUGGAAAAGGACAGAAUCACUUCUGGGAGACUCAAGGCGAAAUGGACUUUGCCUAGGAGGGAUUAUGGUGGGGUCUGGCCCUUUCCUGAUACAGGGGAACAACUGAAAUUCUCCCGACGGUUUUCUCAACCCAGCCUUGUAAAUCCUGAUCGUGCAAGAAUGUUUCACAGCUACCCUGGGACACAAUUGAUGGUAACGGUAGCCACAGCUGAAAAAGACCCUGCUAACGUGUAAAACUGGUGAUUCUCAACAUCUGGGGUUGGAUGGGACCUUUUUUUGCUGUUAAGCGUGUGCCAUGCAGGGUGUGCAGAACCCCCUUGAUGUCUUCGGUCUGAUCGAAUAAACAAUGUUCUUGGAGUUCCAACAAAAUUUUCAUUAUGAUGGUAUUUUAAACUGGGGCUUUCUCUCUCUCUCUCUCUCUCUCUCUCUCUCUCUCUCUCUCUCUCUCACUGUUCGGAAGCUAUUUCAAGUGCCCUGAAGCUUUAAUGGCAUUGUGUAGCAUUUCAAGAUGUGUUGUGCUAUUUGGGGAGCGGGGGAAUCAUGCUCCUUUUGCUUUUGAUGUAUUUAAUUUUGCUGUAUGGAUUUAGUUAAUUACAUAGAUAAUCUUCUGCCAACUGUUGUACUUUAGUGUGUGCUCUCCUUUUAUAAUGGGUGGGAGGAGGGGAAUGUUAAGACUCUUCAAACUAUGUCUCAGCCAUUGAAGAAAGAGUGUUGGGUUCUCUGGAGUGCUAAAUUUGGAAGCCUAGCGUAUAACCCCGGAAAAUGCCCUUCCCACCUGGCACUGUGAUGCCUUUGUUUUGUAUCAGUUUUGGUGUAGGCCAGUGAUUCUCAAACUUGUAGCUCAACAGAUGUUGAGCUACAACUCCCAUCAUCCCCCAGCCACAAUGGCUGGGGAUGAUGGGAGUUGUAGUCCAACAUCUGGGGACCCAGGUUUAAGAAAUUCUAUUGUUGAAGACGACUCUGUAGUGCUACCAUUUUACGAUGCAGUGACUGGGAAAGAUCUCAAGCAUAUUUGAUUGAGCAAGGAGAAUUAGGCACCUCGGUGGACUUUGUUCCACUAGAUAUUUUAGUUGCCCCUUAAUUUGAGAGAGGAGGUUUUUGCCAGGUGAUUGAGAUCAAUGCCUGGGUGUUUCUCACCAGACUGUUGACACUGUUACUGGCUAUGCUCUUGGUUAUAUUCUCCCAUUAAAAUUGGGUUGUCUUUAUCUGAGAAUUUGGCCACCUGUCAGUAUUUUGGACUAGUUUGGUGGCUUUCUCCGAUUAAAAAAGUUUUGUGCAACAAUUGUGACUUCUAACUCGAUCAUAUUGGAACACAUUUUCUUGCUGCGGGGGGGACGGGGAAGCAUAUCCUCUCUGUGAGGGCUUCACAUUGUAUAUCCCUCUCUGGCUUGGAAGAUGACUUUUUCUUUUUAAGCCAGAUGUUAAAUUGGUUGGCUUGAAGUAAAAUUUUGAACCUUCUUUUUAAUGGAGAGCUGGCACGCAAAUGGAAUCUGUUUCAGAGUAAAACUACUCCGCUUCCUAUCCCCUUUGGGUGUCCAACACAUCUUAAGAUGGGUGCAAUCUUCAGUGCUACACUACAGGCAAAGGAACCAAACUGAAGCACCCUUUUUGCUUACCACAAGGGAAAGGUAAUGCUGAAUUGCAUUUGUAUUUUGGUCCCCAAUUGUAAAUAACAAUUUUCUAUGUUACUUUUUUGUGGUAACUGGAGAUGAAUAUUUUAACUAGAUAAGUAAUCCAAAUGGACGGAAAUCGUGUCUCAAUAAAAGCCAAACACUGGA